UAAAUUACUAAUCUGUGGGCACAGAUUACAAAUACAGAGGCCUAACGCGUCCAUGUACAAAAUCAAUAAUCAAUUUCAUUCAAUUCGCAAAAUGGCGGACGGAGGCGUGGAUAUAGAUUUGUACGCCGAUGAUAUUGAAUCUGAUUUUAAUAGACAGGAUGACUUUGGAGGUGAAAAUGUGGAUUUGUACGACGACGUGAUCGCGGCACCGAAGAACGAGGAUGGAGAUGGGCCACCCAACGCCGGACCACCGCAGCACCCACCGGAGGAAACAAACGGCUCCGUUCCAUACCAUCACAACGCUCCCAGUCACGGCCAUCAUGGCCGACGCUUCCAACUUUACGUCGGCAACCUCACUUGGUGGGCGACCGAUCAAGAUAUCGCUAACGCGGUCGCCGAUAUCGGCGUAUCGGACUUUCAAGACGUGAAGUUCUUCGAAAACAGGGCAAAUGGACAGUCGAAGGGAUUCUGCGUCAUAUCGCUGGGUUCCGACCAGUCCACCAGGAUGGUCCUCGAUCGACUGCCAAAGAAGGAGAUCCACGGUCAGCAUCCAGUGGUCACACCGCCCUCUAAACAGGCUUUGAAUCAGUUUGAGAGUCAGUCGAAGACCAGGUCUACACCCCCCGGACCGAACGGUCCAGGCAUGAGAGGUCCGCAUCCAGGGGGCCCGCCCGGACCCCAUCCUGGAGAAUUCUUUGGCGGUGGACCGAACGGACCGGGGCCGAAUGGCCCGCGGAUGAUGAUGCCCGGCCCAGGGCCCCACCACCAACUGCGAGGGCCCCCGCCCGGGCCGCACGGCCCGCCGCCGCACCACAUGCCGCAGCACCAAGGGCCCCCGCCGCACCACAUGCCACCGCACCAGGGCCCACCACCGCAUCAAGGCCCGCCUCAACAUAGGCCACCAAUGCAGUUCCAGGGCCCGCCGCAAAUGCAACGCGCCCCCGGGGGUCCGCCCGGAGUCCCGCGCGGCGGCCCCGACUGGCCAAGACCCCACCACAUGCCGGCCCCCGCUCCGCAGUACGGGCCCCCGCAGCACCAGAUGCCGCAUCAAAUGCCCCCACCGUCGUCGCACGCGAACGCGCCCGGUCGGCCGGGCCCCGGCGGCGACUGGAACGACGACCCCCGGCCGCACAUGCCGCCGCACGCGCACGGCCCCCCGCCGCACCACGGGCCGCACCACCUGCCUCCGCUGUCGCCGCGCGCGCCGCCCGGGCAGGGCAUGCCGCCCCCUCACCACCAGCUGCCGCCGCACCAGCAGGGCCCGCCGCGGGGCCCGGCACCGUUGCCGCAACAUCCGGGUGGAGCCCCCGCGCCGCACGUGAACCCCGCGUUCUUCAACCAGCAGCCCCCAGUACAGGCCGCGCCGGCCGUGCAACCGCCGCCGCAGCCCGCACCGCCCGGACCAGGCGCUCCAUACGGGCACCCGGCGCAUGGAGGGCCGCCGCCCGCGCAGGGCCCGCCGCCCGGCGCCAGACAGCCCUACGGAAGACCGCCAGCGAGCUACCCCGGUGCCGCAGAAGCGCGUCCCCCCCACCACCCAGCUCCGUUAGGUCCGCACGCGCCGCCGCACGCCGCGCACCCAGCGCACGCCGCACACGCGCCGCACCCGGCCAUCAGCGAGGCAGAGUUCGAGGAAGUGAUGAGCCGCAACCGCACCGUCUCGUCGAGCGCCAUCGCGCGCGCCGUCAGCGAUGCGGCCGCCGGCGAGUACGCGUCCGCCAUAGAGACGCUCGUCACCGCCAUCUCGCUCAUCAAGCAGAGCAAGGUCGCGCAUGAUGACCGAUGCAAGAUUUUGAUCUCAUCGCUCCAAGACACGUUACACGGUGUUGAGACGAAGUCGUACGGGGGUGAGAGGCGGCGCUCGCGAUCCAGGGAGAGGGAUGCGAGGGCGCACCACCGCGCGCCGAGGCGCCGGGAGCGGUCCGCAUCACGCUACCGGGACAGGUCUCGUGACAGGGAAGAUCGGGAUAGGUACAGGGAAAGGUCGAGGGAGCGCGAUCGUGAACGCGAGCGUGGUGAUGCGUACUACAGGGAUUACCGUGAGAGGGAACGCGACAGGUCCAGGUCUAGGGAGCGCGAGCGUGCUGAACAUUACAAUAGAGGACACAGCCGAACAGAAGAAAGGCCACGCAAGUCGAGCCCAGUGGAGCCGGCGGUGGAGAGCAGCGCGGGCGAUACCAGCACCAGCAAGAGCCGCACAGCCGCUGCGCCGUACUACGAAGAACGCUAUCGCGAGCGGCGCGACCGCGACCCGCCACCGGCGGAGCGUGACCGCGACCGCGACCGCGAGCACCGCCGCGAUGCGCGUCACUAGCAUCCAAAUAAGCUGACGCCUGGUGACACGGUCCCCGUCGCUGAGCUGUAGAACAACCUUCAAUAGUAUGACCUCGAUUACAACAGUUACCACAAUACCAGCCACUAACUGCAGACAAAAUAGCUUGCGUGACACAGUGACACGGCCCCGGCGAGCACAGAACCAUUGCAUCGCCAUGCAGCAACCUUGCGACUCACGACAUCUCGUAAAAACAAAUCGACUAUCAGCGUUGAACUGGAAAUAUCGCUCUCUUUCGUUGCGUUUUAACUAGAUAUGUCGUGGCGCGCAUGUUAGGCUUACAGCGGACAAGUUGGCUUGAUUGUAACGGUGACACAGCCCCCGGCGAGCUCAAACCGUCACAGUGUCAUAUAACAAGCUCUACAACAAUACUAAGUGGUAUGACCUCGUUUACGACAGUUAUAACACCGCCAGUUUCUGUCGUUUUUUUUUCAUCGAGUCGUAGCUUGCAUACCGAACGGUACGGAACAACAGUGCAUUGACAUUUUUUUCAAUACUAGAUGUUUUUUACAUAUAGAUAUCGUUAUUUUAGGUUUUCAAGUGUCGUGAGUGUUAGCAAGUCAUGUUUGCAAAAACGCAAAAGCAUUUUUUGGUCUUGUUAUGUACCUAUAAUAAUAAAUUGGCCUCGCGCUGGUCAAAUAUGUUACAAAAACUUAUUUUGUUUGAAAUUCUCUAAUCUCUACUUCUGUAAUUAUAUUUGAAGAUAAACAUGUACAAAGAAAAAAACAUUAAAAUAGGUAAUUUAAUUAUUUGUGUCAAGGUCAUGCGUGCACACUUAAUAAUAUUGACAAUAUAUUGUCAAUAAAGUAUUUCUUAAAGAGGAAAUUUUCCAAGGAAAUAAAAAAAUCUUACAACUUACCAUACUACCCUUAGGGAUUAACGAAGCUGUAAUUUUAUAUCAAAGAAUCAUAAAAUCUUUGUUAAUGUUCUUUUUUGUUAAAGUUACGCAGAUAAAACAGGCUUUCUACUAUUUAUAGUACAAAGACUGACUCAAGUUUUAUUUAUUAUAAAAUAUAUAUAAUACAACUUCAAGACGAUCUUAGACGUUGACAUAAAUUUCUCUAAAACCCCUAGACGCGCGUGACUUUGAAAAUCCCACCUUAGUGUGAGAUGUUUAUAACAAAUUUUUGUAUACUUAGAUAUAUAACAGAAUUUUCUAAAAUAACGAUAAAAAUGCUUUUAAAUAAAUAGAACAAAUAAAAUACAGAUUAAUAAUAAUUUACGUAAUAUGGGAUGAAGAUUUUUCAUAAUAUACUGUAUUGUAGAUUUGUCGAUAUUUAUGUCAUUUCAUAUUAUUUAAUUAUGGUUGGUGAACAUUCCAACGUUUUGAGGUUAAUCUUACAUUAACACCGUAAUAUCUAUUGUGUUACUUUUGUUGAAAAUAACUGUAUAAUUAAAAGAAAAUAUGUAAAUGUAAGUUAGUAUGUAACUUUGGUAUUGAAUAGGAUUUUAAUAAAUAAGUAGAGUGUUAGUUAGUUUGCUAGUGAUUUAAGAAUUUUUCGUAUGGAUAUGUUCCAUACAUAUUAUUGACACUGAUCAUUAUUCGGAUUUAUUUCUUGAAAUAAAUUGCUGUAUAAUUUAA
This is a messenger RNA of Bicyclus anynana (squinting bush brown), 3914 nucleotides long. RefSeq names its product cleavage and polyadenylation specificity factor subunit 6 (gene Cpsf6). NCBI's taxonomy places the organism in Eukaryota, Metazoa, Arthropoda, Insecta, Lepidoptera, Nymphalidae. The transcript is spliced from 15 exons. Bases 53 to 2314 code for a protein of 753 amino acids. Gene Ontology annotation, molecular function: mRNA binding. Gene Ontology annotation, cellular component: mRNA cleavage and polyadenylation specificity factor complex. Gene Ontology annotation, biological process: mRNA alternative polyadenylation. The record is from RefSeq and is a predicted model, not a curated record.